AUGGAAAUCCUAAUUUACCUGCUCGGCAACCUGUGUUGCAUUGCAGCAGCGGGGUUGCUGGCGAAGCAGCUGCUGACCAGCAAUGUAAAUACCGAGACGAGCCUGCACAUCUCCAAAGACCUGCAUAUGGCGUGCUCAGCUGGAACAAUCUCAACAUAGAGGAAUCUGUGAUGCAAAGAAAACGCGGAUGAUCGACCUCGUCUCCUGUCUGCUCAGCAUGACAAACAACUUGUGACUGCUGUAAACUGAACCAGAGCUGAACCAGAGUUGUCCAUGAUUAAGAAGAAUUGCCGGGCUUCAAAUAAGCUGCAGUAAGUACUAGUCUUCGGCACUCCGCAAUUUUUGCGUGGAUAAAAAAUACCAUGUGAAGAUCUCUAUUCACAUCGUUCUUCCAGUUCAGAUCGUUCCAGCUGAGUACGCCAUAGUGCAGUACAUGCUUUUCUUCGGCUCCGUAUUCCGACUCUAUUGGAGCUUGUCACCGCCGGAGAUCUGGUAAAAGUUUUGAAAUAGGAAUAGCAAAAGAAAUGUAGAAGUAUAUUAGUACUCGAUCUCGAAUUCUAAUAAGUACCAGAGCCAGGCAGAGCAUAUCUUGAAUCACUUUGCACGUGAUUAACCCUCACACUCAAGGUCAGAAGAGGCCACAAUAGUGCAGUAUCUGUGCUUCGCUGACCUGGCCGGUACCGUCUUACUCUGGGGCCUGUGCGCCGUGCUUUCAACCAAGUUCGGGAAAAACCUCUACUGGGAACUCACCGGCGUCCGGUCACAAGACAGCAAAGCGAAAGGUAGGUGAAAUAAUUUCGAUGAGUUUAGCCACGAAAGUGAAAGAAUACCGCUCUUCACGUUGCUUGGAUAUCAUAUUCGCAAUGUGAAGAUUUGGAACUUUUUCUCAGCUUCGGCACGACUUCGCGUGUAUGAAAACAAUGGAUAUAAAAACACCACAGCGAAGAAACCAGCGGAAGGUUUUACUGCUCUCUUGACCUGGUAUCGUAGAGAGAAUAACUAGAAUGUCGCAUCUUUGUAGUUGCAAAAUUCAAUGACAAUCAAUGAAGUAAGAACUACUUGAAGAACUACAACAUUUUGAGAAAUUGUGUCAUGGGAAAGCCCAUGGCAUGCAUGUUAAGACCAGACGAAUCUUUUCGCGUGUUCAUUUCCACGGGACAAAGCCGACAUACUAGCUUUUUUCUAUGUGAUACCUAGCCAAUACUUUCGGUAGCCGCUGGCGUUCUGGCGUGGUUAGCAACGCAUGUCCUGCCGAGCUUAAGUGGACCAACAGCUUGGCCCUUCGUGGAUUGGGCAGUACGUUAUGAAAUGUUUGUUUCAAUAUGCUUUUUCUUGGAAAACAUAUGUGAAUGAGCAAGUUUGUUGUUUGCUUGAUACUUAGACUUACCAAAAAUUCUGUCCAGGUUGUGUGGAACAUGCUUAUCGACGGAAUGGCAAUGAUAUCCAACGAAGAUCGUUUGGAUUCGUGUAAUUGGAAAUAAAUCUGUAUACACAGAGACCAAGAAGUUGCUCUUGCACCACUUCGUCUCAUGCCGGAUAUCGAUAUUCUGCAUGACAGGCUUCGUGCUUCGGGCAGCACAAAGAUUGUUGUUUUUGUACAGAGGGAGGACGCUUCAUUGACUUUGACUCCUUUUUGUUUUGUUGGAUAACUGCUGCCACAAAUUCUGACUCUGUCCGCGUCAGAGGAAAAAACACCAAGAAUAACAUCGCACUUCGUUGGCUUGCUGUGCGUAGGUACUUUAUUUUACAAGAAGUGCUAUACUUGAACAUGAUGAUGAUAGUGGUUCGGAAUUGCCUGGAAAUUAUCCUGACAUGUUGAUUCGUAAGUCAUGCGAACUUCCCUUAUGUACGGAAGAACAGCUUGGAUCGAUUAUGUCGGUCAAAAACUACAAAUCAAAAAGGUCGCGUCUUGCGCAUGAUUUUUUGGAUCUGGUUAUCCACUGGGAAACAUCAGGCGGAGCAAGAUUGAGUAACAUAUUUCGGGGUCACGUCACGUUGCUCCAUUAAGUUCGGCGGGGCGAAGAUCUGUCAUGUUUUUGUCGAAACGCGACGCCGACGCCGGGCCGUGAGUUCGGCGGAGCCAAUCUGUCAUUCAGAUUUCUAUGCGAUUGCAAAUCUAACAAAUCCGUUGAGUCGACGAGUACUUUCGUUUCAUCGACUUUGGCAGGCUGUCGAGGAGGUCAUCUGAACGCAACUAAACAUGAUACUCACUUCUGCUUCCUUGCCUGUUUUCCAUUCGAUCCCAUUUGGUGUUCCACCCAGAAGCCGGACACGCCAUGUGGACUUUCAUCCUGCCGGACCUGAUGCACAGCGUGGUGAUGGCGGACUUUUUGUACCACUACGUCCAGAAGGUAAAACGCGACGCGAAAGAAAUGCUCAACUUCGGUUACGACUACGCGCACGCGUAAGCCAGUGCAAUAGAAUGUGGGUGGAUUGUCAAAAUGACAAGAGUACUUACUUUCUUCACUUGUUCGUACUUGUUUCUCAUGCGUGAAAUAAGGCUAGGCCGCCGGUCUAGCCUGUUUCACAGGGAAGGCAAGUGACGCGGCUAAAGAUUGCAGGCUUGUUCAUUCCCAUGGACGAGGCUGCUUAAAACAUUGGCAGGAGUGUCUGUCUUUGCCCCAAACCGCAGGCGAACUCGACUUUGCUUAUCAUGGGUAAAGUUUGCCACGCGUCGCGUGCAUUUGCCGCGCCGCCAGGCUGGCGUCGUGUUUAUGCGAGACAAACUGCUAAUGUCCAUUUUGUCGAUUCCCCACCUCGCAUUCGUUCCCAUAACGCAGUAUAAGGAGCAGGCUGACCGUCUAGUAAAACAAAAACUACCACGAGGCAGAGUCCGGAUUUCCGCUUUUUCACAGAAGACGACACGACCCGGCUCCUCCUGAACCGUCUUGGAAGAUGAUAAAACACUACUACCUCGCGCGCACCUUAACCAGCAGACCGGCUGUUCUUGUCCUGUUCAAUUUUUGCGGAUUAAUGUCACGAAAUAUCAAAUAUUUUUCCACAAUUCCUUGCUUUUCCGCGACGCUCUGUGCCCUGUACUCCAGGCAGAGUUGGCUUCUCUUCUUUCGAUGACGACAGGAGAACAAAUUGUACAAAGAAAAGAAAAACUAGGACGCUUCCGAUUGGAAUCGUCCCUUGGUUGAAGCAAUGGCCUUGGACGCAAGUAUACAAACUACAAGAAACACAUUCGAUGCUUUUGAUACACAUCAUUCAAAAACUCCGAUAGAAUCGAUUUUCAAAGUUGAAAAGGUCUGGCGAAACUAAAAUGAUCAACUUAUAAGCAGGACGACAAUAAAGGAGCAGUAGCAGUACGAAGACGCUCACUUACCUUGCGAAAAAAACGCAGAAGAAUUUGUUUAUUGUGCAU
Amoebophrya sp. A120 is the source of this 3367-nucleotide messenger RNA. NCBI's taxonomy places the organism in Eukaryota, Dinophyceae, Syndiniales, Amoebophryaceae. The record is from the annotation of a GenBank genome assembly.